AUGCGUGAUUUACGCCAUCCAGUUGCUGUAGUGGUCACAGACCCCUACAUGCAAGGCUGCGGCGUUACGUACGAAUCAGAUGAGAUGUUCAAACCUGAGACACCCAAGCGCUACGACGCUCACGAAAAGCCCAACAUCGGUUGCAAAAUAGAUAUUCAUGCUGCCAAGGAAGCGGCAUUCUACUGCCCAGCACCGUACGUCCUGGACCCACCUGACUGCUUCUACCAAGUUUACGUGGUCGCUGAAGUGAAGAACGUAAUCGAUAUAGCCCUGUUACUGAUUGCAUUAGCAUUCCAACACUUCGUUGCGGUGCGGAUUAACGGCCAACUCGUAAGAGGUGAUGAGAUGCUGCACCAGACGCCGCCGUUGGAGUGCCGCUGCGUCACCAUCAAGGGCAUCGUCCUAUCCACCAUCCAGAUUGGGAACUACUGCUCCAAGUAA
This is a messenger RNA of Babesia bigemina, 441 nucleotides long. RefSeq lists its product as hypothetical. Lineage: Eukaryota; Apicomplexa; Aconoidasida; Piroplasmida; Babesiidae. The record is from RefSeq and is a predicted model, not a curated record. Bases 1 to 441 code for a protein of 146 amino acids. The transcript has a single exon.